AUGAAAACAAAGAAAUUGCUCAAUAAUAUAAGUACGACAAUAUGUUUACACGAAACAAAAAGAGAUAAAUAUGUUAGUGGUGCAUAUGGUGAUUCGAUUUCUAUUUGGGAAGAAAAACAAGUUACACGUAUACUUCAACUUCUUAUUCGUCAUCCACAUCUUCAUUUAAUUGAUAUUGGUGCAAAUAUUGGUACAUAUACAAUGUACGCAGCUAGUCUUGGUCGAUUUGUUUUAGCUAUUGAUUGUUUUGCUCCGAAUAUUAUUCGUCUUCGUCGAUCUAUACAACUAAUGAAUCUUUUUAAUCAAGUUGUUCUUAUUCAAAAUGCAAUUUUUAAUCAUUCCGGUCAAUCUUUACGAUUAUCUAUUGAUACGAGAAAUAUCGGAGGGCAAAGAAUACAUCUAUUAAAUAAUUAUUCUUACAAAUAUAAUUUAUCUACAAAAAAUCCAUAUAUUGUUAAAGCUAUAACAUUUAAUGAAGUUCUUCCAAUAUUAAAUGCAUAUGGUAUUCGUAGUGCAUUAAUGAAAAUUGAUAUUGAAGGAAGUGAACAUUUUGUUAUGGAAAAAGGCAAUCAAGUAUUUGAUACUUUAGAUAUUCCAUUUGUUCAAAUGGAAUGGACAAUAGUAAAACAAUAUAUUAAUCGUGUUAAAUUAAUUCUAGAUUUUUUUAAUAAACGUAAUUAUGAUCCAAUGACUGAUUUAUGUCAAAUAUUAAAUCAAAAUGAAUAUAGUCAAUGGCCAGAUGAUAUAUAUUGGUUAAAAAGAAAUACUCCCAAUUUUUGUUAA
Molecule: messenger RNA, 783 nt
Organism: Adineta steineri
Lineage: Eukaryota; Metazoa; Rotifera; Eurotatoria; Adinetida; Adinetidae
Source: the annotation of a GenBank genome assembly